Molecule: messenger RNA, 891 nt
Organism: Boeremia exigua
Lineage: Eukaryota; Fungi; Ascomycota; Dothideomycetes; Pleosporales; Didymellaceae
Exons: 3
Coding region: 1-891 (296 amino acids)
Source: RefSeq, a predicted model, not a curated record
AUGCCUCCAAAAUCCGCUGCCAACGGCGACAACAAGGCAGGAAAGACGUACAGCGCUGAUGUCGUCGCCGCGGUUCUAUACGCCAGUGGUACCACGUCGCUUACCAUGAAACACUACGAGUUGAUGUCCUCUCUCGACGGCGUCAAGACUGCUAGUGCCUUCCAACAUGACUUUCGUGCCGUCAUCGCAAAGGCCAAGGAGCUGAAGACUCGUACCGAAAGCGGUGAGGUCUUCGAGCCUGUCCAGCCAACGACCAAGCGUGCCUACUCUCACCUGCUUCACCCUUCCAGGCAGCCACAAAGUCUUCUUAUCAAGCGGCCCACCCUCUUUCUUGACACUUCGUUCCACUUUGCUCUUUUGCAUCUUCCUUUCUCUUCUCUACCACACACACCCUCUUCACAAAACAACGAGAUGGCCAAAGCCGCCGACUCCACUGCUGGAGGCCAGAAGAUGGUCUCGGCGGACUGCGUCGCUGUCUUGUUGAUGGCAAUGGGUCGUACUAGUAUCUCCAAAGAGCAGCUCGACAUGAUGUCGGCUCUCGAUGGUACUCGUUCAUCCAGUAGCUUCGAACACCAAUUUCGCUCCAUCAUCGCCAAGGCUAAAGAGCUCAAGAAGCGUGUCGAGGGCGGCGAAACAUUUGCUCCUGUCACUGGCCUGAAGCGAGGAGGCACCACACCCGCCACACCUAAGAAGCGCAAGGGCGAUGAUGCCGACGAGACGCCCACCAAGAAGCAGAAAGCUACUCCCAAGCCGCGUGGAAAGAAGGCUCAGUCUCAGCCCAUCACUGCUCCGACUCCGCAGACUGCCGAAGAUGCCGUCGACGAUGAUCUGCCCGCUGACAUGGACGAGUUCAUCAAAAGCGAGUUGAAGUGGGAGAGGGACUAUGUUUAA